Molecule: messenger RNA, 3207 nt
Organism: Dryobates pubescens (Downy woodpecker)
Lineage: Eukaryota; Metazoa; Chordata; Aves; Piciformes; Picidae
Gene: FGFR2
Product: fibroblast growth factor receptor 2
Exons: 18
Coding region: 504-3032 (842 amino acids)
Biological process (GO): protein phosphorylation; fibroblast growth factor receptor signaling pathway; positive regulation of kinase activity
Cellular component (GO): signaling receptor complex; membrane
Molecular function (GO): fibroblast growth factor binding; ATP binding; fibroblast growth factor receptor activity
Source: RefSeq, a predicted model, not a curated record
CGGCUUGACGAAGCUGCGGCGGCUCGGGGAGGGCGGCUGGAUGGAGCGGAGCGGGACCCGCGGCGCUCUGCUCGGCCAUGCCUGCGCGGGGGAGGAGGCAGCUGGCGCCGGGCACGGCGGGCUCGCCCCUCUGAGGCGGUAGCCGCUGCUUGCCGAGCGAGGGGACGGGACGGGACGCCGAGCCGGCUCCUGCCUCGCCUCCCUCCCUCCAUCCCGCCUGCCCCAGCCGCGUCCCGCGGGGGAUGCGCCCCGCUGCGCCGCUGCGGGUUUGCCAGCCGGCCCCGCCGGGGCUGCCCGCGGACUGACCGCGGCCGCUGAGGAGUUUCUUUACCCCAGUUUCAGGGUGCCGCUGCUCGGCACCGCGCCUCAGCCCGCCUGUUGCGGGGGAGCACAGCCUUCUCGCGGAGCCUUCUCGCUGCAGCAGCAGCCCUCAUUCCGAGGGAGGAGGUAUUACCCUGGCCGAAGACACUGCUUUCUCUCCAUGCUUCUCUAGAGGUGUUCAGAUGGGAUUAAAGUCCACAUGGAGCUAUGGAAAUGGACCAGGAAUUUACUCUAAAAAGAUGGUCAGCUGGGAUUUGGGUUGCCUUAUCUGCCUGGUGGUGGUCACCAUGGCUGGACUUUGCCUGGCUCGACCUUCGUUUAAUUUAGUUGUUGAAGACGCCACGCUGGAGCCUGAAGAGCCGCCAACCAAAUACCAAAUCUCUCAGCCCGAUGUGUAUUCAGCACUCCCCGGAGAGCCGCUUGAGUUGCGCUGUCAGUUGAAAGACGCCGUCAUGAUCAGUUGGACUAAGGAUGGGCUCCCUUUGGGGCCCGACAAUAGGACAGUCAUUAUUGGGGAGUACUUGCAAAUUAAGGAUGCUACAGCCAGAGAUUCGGGCCUCUAUGCUUGCACUGCUGUUAGGAGCCUAGACAGUGAUACUCUGUACUUCAUUGUAAAUGUUACAGAUGCCCUUUCUUCUGGGGAUGAUGAAGAUGACAAUGAUGGGUCCGAGGACUUUGUGAAUGACAGCAACCAGAUGAGGGCACCAUACUGGACACACACGGACAAAAUGGAGAAGAGGCUGCACGCGGUGCCCGCGGCGAACACCGUCAAGUUCCGGUGCCCUGCCAUGGGAAACCCAACACCAACCAUGAGGUGGCUGAAAAACGGGAAGGAGUUCAAGCAGGAGCAUCGUAUUGGGGGAUACAAGGUCCGCAACCAGCACUGGAGUCUCAUCAUGGAGAGCGUGGUCCCGUCCGACAAGGGGAACUACACCUGCAUAGUGGAGAACCAGUAUGGCUCCAUCAACCACACCUACCACCUGGAUGUUGUUGAGCGAUCGCCGCACAGGCCCAUCCUCCAGGCUGGCCUCCCAGCAAAUGCCUCUGCAGUCGUGGGAGGGGACGUGGAGUUCGUCUGCAAAGUCUACAGUGAUGCUCAGCCUCACAUUCAGUGGAUCAAACACGUGGAGAAGAAUGGCAGCAAAUAUGGACCAGAUGGGAGGCCGUAUCUGCAGGUUUUAAAGGCUGCCGGUGUUAACACCACGGACAAAGAGAUUGAGGUUCUCUAUAUACGGAAUGUAACUUUUGAGGAUGCUGGGGAGUAUACAUGCUUGGCGGGUAAUUCUAUUGGGAUAUCCUUUCACACUGCAUGGUUGACAGUUCUGCCAGCUCCAGAGAAGGAGAAAGAAUACCCAACCUCUCCAGACUACGUGGAGAUAGCCAUUUACUGCAUAGGGGUCUUCCUGAUCGCCUGCAUGGUGCUGACAGUCAUCGUGUGCCGCAUGAGGAACACCACCAAGAAGCCUGACUUCAGCAGCCAGCCGGCGGUCCACAAGCUGACAAAGCGAAUCCCUCUGCGCAGACAGGUAACAGUGUCUGCUGACUCGAGCUCCUCCAUGAACUCCAACACUCCUCUGGUGAGGAUCACCACUCGCCUCUCCUCUGCUGCUGAUGCCCCUAUGCUGGCAGGAGUCUCGGAGUAUGAGCUGCCAGAGGACCCAAAAUGGGAGUUUCCAAGAGAUAAGCUGACGCUGGGUAAGCCCCUGGGAGAAGGCUGCUUUGGGCAAGUCGUCAUGGCUGAAGCUGUGGGGAUUGACAAGGACAGGCCAAAAGAAGCAGUGACUGUGGCAGUGAAGAUGUUGAAAGAUGAUGCUACAGAAAAAGACCUGUCUGACCUGGUGUCGGAGAUGGAGAUGAUGAAGAUGAUUGGGAAGCAUAAAAACAUCAUCAAUCUUCUUGGAGCCUGUACCCAGGAUGGUCCCUUGUACGUGAUAGUGGAGUAUGCCUCCAAGGGAAACCUGCGGGAGUACCUGCGGGCGCGCCGGCCCCCGGGCAUGGAGUACUCCUUCGAUAUCAACAGGGUGCCAGAAGAGCAGAUGACCUUCAAGGACUUAGUGUCCUGCACCUACCAGCUGGCAAGAGGCAUGGAGUACCUGGCUUCACAAAAAUGUAUCCAUCGAGACUUGGCUGCAAGAAAUGUUUUGGUGACUGAGAAUAACGUCAUGAAAAUAGCAGACUUUGGUUUAGCCAGAGACAUCAACAAUAUAGACUAUUACAAAAAGACUACUAAUGGACGACUUCCAGUUAAGUGGAUGGCUCCAGAAGCUCUGUUUGACAGAGUUUACACACAUCAAAGUGAUGUCUGGUCAUUUGGUGUGCUAAUGUGGGAGAUCUUCACCUUAGGAGGAUCACCCUAUCCAGGAAUCCCAGUGGAGGAACUUUUUAAGCUGCUUAAAGAAGGGCACCGAAUGGAUAAACCUGCCAACUGCACCAACGAGCUCUACAUGAUGAUGAGGGACUGCUGGCAUGCUGUGCCUUCACAGAGACCGACUUUUAAACAGUUGGUAGAAGACUUGGAUCGGAUCCUCACUCUCACAACUAAUGAGGAGUAUCUGGACCUCAGUGGACCCCUGGAGCAGUAUUCCCCUAGCUACCCUGACACGAGGAGCUCUUGCUCGUCAGGGGAUGACUCUGUUUUCUCUCCCGAUCCAAUGCCUUAUGAACCUUGCCUUCCCAAGUACCAACACAUGAAUGGAAGUGUUAAAACAUGAAAAGAAAUCCUGCAGAGAGGAGUGAAGAGAGGAGAACGUCAAGCUACCUACCAGACACCACACAAAAGCUUUUCUCCAGGACCUUAGCGUUUCUGCUUGUACAUAUGAAAUGUGGGGAGGAACAAAACACCAAAACGAGCCCCAAACAAACAAAAGGAAAAGGCAAGAAAAUGAA